AGCAUACCAUAUCCAAUCAUUCUAACGGAUAGGAUAGAAAAGAGCAAGACUGUUUGAGUCUGAGAGAACUUGAAACAACAAUGGCUUCACUUUCCCUCUCUCUCUCCACACCAACAACACCAACCUCACUCUCCUUCGGAUCAUCCUCCAUCUUCUUCUCUUCACACCAAUUCCACACACACAAUAAUUCUUUCAAGUCCAACAGCUUUCCCGUUUUACCCUCCAAAAAACCCCUCUCCAUUUCCUGCAAGGCCUCCCCUCCUCUUCCCGUCCUCAACUUCUCCGGCGAGAGGGUCGGCGAGUCCUUCCUCGACCUCCGCUCCGCCCCUCCCGACACCGCCCGAGCCGUCGUCCACCGCGCCGUCGUCACCGACCUCCAGAACAAGCGCCGCGGCACCGCCUCCACCCUCACCCGCGGCGAGGUCCGAGGCGGCGGCCGGAAGCCCUUCCCGCAGAAAAAAACCGGUCGCGCCCGCCGCGGCUCCAACCGCACGCCCCUCCGCCCCGGCGGAGGCGUCAUCUUCGGCCCGAAGCCCCGCGACUGGUCCAUCAAGAUCAACCGCAAGGAGAAGCGCCUCGCCAUCUCCACCGCUGUUGCCAGCGCCGCCGCCAGUGCCGUCGUGGUGGAGGACUUCGCAGCGGAGUUCGCCGAGAAGCCGAAGACGAAGGAGUUCAUCGCGGCGAUGAAGCGGUGGGGGCUCGACCCGAAGGAGAAGGCGAUGUUCUUGAUGACGGAGGUGCCGGAGAACGUGAGGCUAUCGAGCAGGAACAUUGGGACCUUGAAGAUGCACACGCCGAGGACGCUGAAUUUGUAUGAUAUUCUUGAUGCGGAUAAGCUUGUGCUCACGCAGGGUGCUGUGGAUUACUUGAAUCAGAGGUAUGGGGGUGAUUAUCAAGGGAGUGAUGAUGAAGAUGAAGAAGAAGAAGAAGAGGGAUAUGAAGAGGGUGAGGAGGAAGGUGUAGUGGAUGGUGAAGAAGGACCUGACGCAGGGGAUAGUGAUGUGGUAAAUUGAGGGUUUAAAGUCUUCUUUGUGCCAUUUUAUAGAGGAAGUUGCUGAUACAGGGAUGGAAGGUCUAAAGUCUUAUUUAUUUCUACCAAUUUAUGUUUCUUUCCUUUCCAUCACAUAGGAUCCUAAUCUUGGUAACCUGUAAGGAUAUUUGCCUUUGCCCAAUUUCAAUCAUAUUAGCUUGCAGGCUCCUUUGUGUAAUUUAUUGAAUCAAUUUUGUUGCUUGUAGUUUGUUUUGUGCAAAUGCAUGUAUAUGGAUAAGUCAAUUGUUUUGAAUAAAUUUUGUUGCAUGUAGUUCCUCCCUUCCUAGGAAA
Glycine soja is the source of this 1321-nucleotide messenger RNA. Its product is annotated as 50S ribosomal protein L4, chloroplastic-like. Gene Ontology annotation, molecular function: structural constituent of ribosome. The transcript is spliced from 2 exons. Gene Ontology annotation, biological process: translation. The record is from RefSeq and is a predicted model, not a curated record. The coding region runs from base 81 to 1013 and encodes 310 amino acids. NCBI's taxonomy places the organism in Eukaryota, Viridiplantae, Streptophyta, Magnoliopsida, Fabales, Fabaceae. Gene Ontology annotation, cellular component: ribosome.